UCUCAUUCGGUUAAUUGACUUUAUAAUCUCUGAUACAAAUACUUUGAUUAAUGUGAAAUCAAUUCAGUGUUAUCAAAUAAUUCUUGAUUGCACGGUCGUACAGUUUUUUAUCUGGAACAAGAUGAGGUUCAUAGUAGUUUUCGCUCUGGCCGUAUUUAGUAUCGCAUCGGGAGUUCCUGUGACAACAAAACAUGUAGAAGAAAUACUCAUGACCAGCUCUCACGAUUUAAGGAAUAGAUUCCUUGGGGAUAUUUUGAGGAAUGUUCUGGAAGCAGUAAGGGAUAUUAUGAAAAAUGGAUCUGGUAGUAUACCAGUACUAGACCCACUACAAAUAGAGUCGCUGAGAGUUGAUGAGGAUCUGAUUGGCAUUCCAGGGGUGUACAUUACACUUGGAGGCAUGAAUGUUGAAAAUCUAAGCACCUUUGUAGUAGAUACAAUGGAUGUUCACCUUGAAUCUCUUUUGGCUCAACGAUACAGAAUAGAGUUCGAAGGGUAUAUCCCAGAAGUCAACGCUAACGCAAAUAGGUACAGUAUGGAUGUCAAUAUUAAUAAUAUGGCGAUUAAAGGAAACGGCGGUAUGAAAUUGAAGGUAACGCAACCGAAACUCAAGGGAACACUGGUUGUUUCAUUAUCAAUGAAUAAUGGAAUUUAUUUAACAAUUCGUGACUGCACUCUAGCUUUCAGUUUGGAUACUUUUGAGCCGGAAAUAACUGGAUUGUUCGAGAACGCCGUAUCCAGUCAGUUGGUAUCAUCAUUCUUGAAGUCACUUGUGCCAGAACUGAUGGUGGCGUAUGAGAAUGACAUCAAUCAAUUCCUGAGUGAAGCGGUAUUGACGUAUGGCAACAUGUUCCUCCAGGACUUUGACCUUGGCAGUCUACUGAACCCUUGAACUUUUAAGAACCAAUUAUAAUUUUCUUAUCAAAA
Leptidea sinapis is the source of this 924-nucleotide messenger RNA. RefSeq lists its product as uncharacterized. The coding region runs from base 122 to 889 and encodes 255 amino acids. The transcript has 8 exons. Lineage: Eukaryota; Metazoa; Arthropoda; Insecta; Lepidoptera; Pieridae. The record is from RefSeq and is a predicted model, not a curated record.